Molecule: messenger RNA, 876 nt
Organism: Colletotrichum paranaense
Lineage: Eukaryota; Fungi; Ascomycota; Sordariomycetes; Glomerellales; Glomerellaceae
Exons: 3
Coding region: 1-876 (291 amino acids)
Source: RefSeq, a predicted model, not a curated record
AUGGCAUUCAACGGCAGCCGCGGCAUUGAAGCCAACGACAAGGACGACCAGGAGAGAUUCGACAUUGUCCUUGCUCCUUACCGCAAGAACAGAAGACUUCUCAGAGUCAAGAACCUCCCGUUUGCGGAGACCAGGGCCCGCGUCGAGGCUUUCCUCAAUUGGAAGCUCGCCAAGCCGGACUCUGCCAGCUUCAACUGGCCUCCCUCGAAUCGCCCGUCGGGUCAUGAUGGAGUCGUGUUCGUCUCGUUCAGAGAGCGCAACGACUGUGUCAGGGCCGAUCGAGACCUCAAAGUGGUCAUGUACCCAGGACCAAGAGGCACCCGCGAGUUGAUCGUCCAAAUAGACAGAGGCAGAAACCUCGCUAUUCCAGCCGCUGCUUGGCACAGGCUUCGUAAUUCAAAUGCAGCCAACAGCGCUGCGGAAACGCCUGAGAAACAGAUGCCCCAUCCUGUCUCAUCCACGGGUCCCACAGUCGAAGUUUCAUCUCUUUCCCGAGCGGCUCAGCAGCGCAAAUUCCACUCCCCACUCGCUGUUCCAACUGACGCUGAACGCAUGCGGCUUACACAAGAGUUCUUUACCAACGAGAUGAAGAUCAGAUCGGAGCGAUAUGGUAACGACGGUGGUGUGGCCUCAGAGAUCUCCGGCGCUGUCGUUCCCCCCACGCCCCUUCUUUCUUCUCCUGCUCCUGCUCGCAAAGCCGAUGAGAUUUCUUCCUCUGGUGCUCCGACGGUCCUGACGCUCAAUCCGCGCCCAGCAAAUUCUACUGGCACAUCCUCUCGGACAGAUUUCCAAACCUGGAAAGCCUUCGUCGGUGCCUUGAGUGAUUCAGACGAUGAUGAUGAGAACAAUGUUGGCGCCAGACUUGGUUACGACUAA